AUGUCGACCGUACCGGCAUCCCAGCCGAACCCCAACGAUCCGGGCAUUGGUCCCGUGAUCUACGGAGUGUCAUGGACCUUCACUAUUCUCGCCCUCUUCACAGUUGGCUUGCGCUUCUACGUUCGACGCGCGAGCUCCCGUUUCUUUGCCCUCGAGGAUUGGGUCAUGGCGUUAGCCCUCGCCCUCCAGCUUGUCUAUCAAUCCAUUCUCCACAUCAUGUGUACCUACGGCCUGGGAAAGACAGGAGCCAACAUCACCCCUGACGAGCUUUUGCAUACCCGGAGGUGGAUGUGGAUUUCAUCACCUAUUGCCAACAGUGUUUCGAUCUUUGCUAGGCUGUCUGCCAUGAUACUCCUGGUUAAAAUCUUCGGUACCACACACCAGUGGUUCAAAUGGUUCUUGAUCGGUUUUAGCAUCAUCAUGGUGAUUCUUGGCAUUAUGUCGCCCAUUUUCUUGUUCGCCCAAGUCACUCCGACGUCGGCGCUCUGGGAUGUCAACGUCGUGGUCGUCUUCACCAUCACCGACCUCACCUAUGUGUUCUUCCCGGUCUGCAUCUUGUGGAACCUAAGGAUGCCCACGCACCAAAAGAUUGGGCUUAUCCUGGUUAUGUCUCUGUCGCUCAUUACUAUGGGCGCUGCCAUGAUCAAGGUGGUGUUGGUCAUCAUCCAGCUCACCAACGCGCCCGCGGUGGGCCACGGCAACCUGGCCUACUUCAACGGUCUCUACAACCUUUGCACCGGAGUCGAGCAAUGCCUCGUCAUCAUCAUGGGCUGCAUCCCGGUGCUGCGGUCCAUCGCCAAACUCAGUUUCCCUCUCCUCAGCACCAUCAGCUUCUCAUUCAAGCGGAGCAAGUCCAGCAUCUCCUCGGGAUACUAUUCUGGUCAUCGCAACGAUUCACACGACUCGAACAUGACGCCUCGGUUGCGGGCGUCCGAUGACGGCGAGCACUCGGUGAGAUGCGAUGCCGGGGGUGGGACGAAUCAAGAGGGUGAGUAUAUACAACGGGUUGAUGGGUACAGCGUGACAUACGGGGAACGCUUGCGCGAGAAGGUCUAG
Chaetomium globosum CBS 148.51 is the source of this 1056-nucleotide messenger RNA. RefSeq lists its product as uncharacterized. The transcript is spliced from 2 exons. The coding region runs from base 1 to 1056 and encodes 351 amino acids. The record is from RefSeq and is a predicted model, not a curated record. NCBI's taxonomy places the organism in Eukaryota, Fungi, Ascomycota, Sordariomycetes, Sordariales, Chaetomiaceae.